CACUCCAGCUUACCUUCUCUCUCAAACGAACACAAACCUUCACACAUUUGCACUCUAACGUAGACACAAACAUAAAUUAAUUUAAAAGCAAACAAACACACACACAUAGGUAGAACACACACAUGGAAGUUAGUCAAUGUUGCUCAGCUGGCAAACAACUGACAUGUUGUACGUUUUUCUCACUUGUAUGGACAGAACACACUCCAGGCAGCAUUUCACUCACACUCUCACACACACACACACAGGCCCCACAAGGAGAGCAUUCCUCUGAGUAGAAUAAGUGGAAGAAAACACUGCCACUGCUAAUAUUAACACACACACACACACACAGAAACAUACAUAGCAGAUUAUGCAAUCUCUGUAUAGAGAGCACAGUAAGAAAACAUCACCCAGAGGACCCCUGAACAACAGAGGAUGAACUGAUGCAUAGAUGGAUAAUAAAAAGGGUAAAAAGAGAAGCCAUUAUUAAAAAUGAAAAGAGGUCCACUUAUGUCAGAUGUGGCCGUUACAUGGAGAAGUCAUGGCGUCUUGUCCCAGCCUGAAGCGUUCUCACGGGGGGUGUUUGUGAGAAGGACAAACAGAGCGGUCACCCCUGUCAUUAGGCCUGUGUGCUUGGCGCUCUCGGUAAACUCACCGCCUCCGAGGAUUGUGGGAAGAGACAUGCAGCCUGAUCCCUGUGGACAGGAGGGCAGGAAACCAGAGAGCAGCUCGACUGGGAAACCUUCCCCCAUAGCUGUGUGUGUGUGUGUGUGUGGCCUCGUAUCUUGCCAUCCCGCUCUCCCUGACACUCAAACAUAGAUUCUGUUCUCUUCCCCAUAAGCUGGUGAAGUGGUCCAGAAGUGCCUCAUUCACCCUCAAGUUGCGCCGUUAGAGUGCUCGCGUCACAUCGCCCAGCGGUUCGCCGGCACAGAAUUGCCCAUCGUCACACCGCACAUUUCAGCUGAAAAUCUUCCGUCUUCAUAUGCAGUCGUUGUCUCCAGCACCAUUUGCUGUCUCUACCAGCAGGACGGCUGGAUUUCUCUCAUCUCUUUUCCACUUAUUUUAUUCUGUUUCUUUGUUGUUUUUUGUUGAGUUGUUCUGGAAGAGUGCUCAAACGCUCUCAUUACCAUGGCAAUCCCAUGGAAACCAGACUGCGAGCGAUUGUGAAGCGCUGAACUGGAGGGCCUACAUUGUCACGCUGGGAGGGGCAGGCCCACUGCGUGGCUUGCUGGUCGCUGCAUCCGCUGUUCCAGUGUGUGUGAGGUUGCGCAGAAACACAAAGGUAUUGACAGACGUCUGGCGUGGCGAUACCGUGAGCAGUAUUUCGGAGGAGAGCAGAGUCUAGCACAUGCUACGUCACGAUGCUCAUCUGACACACAGAGUGCCUGGCAGGCAAAGCUGAUCCCUGUUAGAAUCAUGAAGAGACUCCUUCGCUAGAGACGGAUGGUUUGGGAAUGAUGGAUGUCCCCAAUGGCCAAUCAAAUGUCUCCGCCUCUGCAGUCACGGCGUCUGAGAAGAGCAGCAGCUCUGAGUCCCUGAGUGACCAGGGAUCCUCGGAGCUGAAGAAGAGCUUUGACGCCGUCGUCUUUGAUGUGCUGAAGGUCACUCCCGAGGAAUAUGCAAGCCAAAUCACCCUCAUGGACGCGCCAGUCUUCAGGGCCAUCCAGCCGGAGGAGCUGUCGAGCUGUGGCUGGAACAAGAAGGAGAAGCACAUUACUGCACCCAAUGUUGUGGCCUUCACCCGCAGGUUCAACCAGACAAGUUUCUGGGUUGUAAGGGAGAUCCUUCACGCCCAGACAUUGAAGAUAAGGGCAGAAGUGUUGAGUCUCUACAUCAGGACUGCCAAGAAACUGUGUGACAUGAACAACCUGCAUGCGGUCAUGGCAGUGGUGUCCGGCCUGCAGAGCGCGCCCAUCUUCAGACUCACCAAGACCUGGGCACUGCUGAGCCGUAAGGACAAGGCUGCGUUUGAGAGGCUGGAGUACCUGAUGGCCAAAGAGGACAACUACAAACGCCUGAGAGACUACAUCAGCAGCCAGAGCAUGACCUCCUGUAUCCCCUACCUGGGUUUGUACCUGUCUGACCUGACUUAUGUGGACUCGGCGUACCCCUCCACCGGCAGUAUCCUGGAGAACGAGCAGCGCUCCAACCUCAUGAACAACAUCCUGAGAAUCAUCUCGGACCUGCAGAGAUCCUGCGAGUAUGAAAUACAAGUAUUACCCCACGUGCAGAAGUAUCUCAACUCCGUACGCUACAUAGAGGAGCUGCAGAAGUUUGUGGAAGAUGACAACUACAAGUUGUCCUUAAAGAUUGAACCUGCCACCAGCACCCCUCGCUCCACUGCCUCCAGAGAGGACCUUGUAGGACCUGAUGCGUCAGCUUCACCACUGUGUGGUCGCAGGGGCAAUAUCGCCGAGAGCUGCAAGGUCCCUGCCACACCGCCCUCCCCGCGCAACCUCCUCCCGUACGGACACAGGAAGUGCCACAGCCUGGGCUACAACUUCAUCCAUAAGACGAACACGGUGGAGUUCAAGAGCGCCACGUUCCCCAACGCCGGUUCCAGACACCUCCUGGACGACAGCGUCCUAGAGAGCCACACGCCCACACGAGGCCAGGCCGAGAGCUCCACGCUAUCAAGUGGCAUAUCAUUGGGAAGCAGUGAAGGCUCUGAACUCAGUGAGGAGAUGUCAUGGCCUGCAUUUGAAAGCUCGGCUGAGUCUGAGGAGCUGGCUGUGCACCUGUACCCAGGAGCUGUGACGCUGCAGGGAGUCCUGCGCCGGAAAACGGUCCUUAAAGAGGGCAAGAAACCCACGGUUGCAUCAUGGACUAAGUAUUGGGUGGCUCUAUGUGAGACUCAGCUCUUUUACUACCCUGCCAAGUCCCUCAAGGCUACAGAGAGGAAGCACUUCAAAUCGACAGCCAGCAAGAGCACGUCAGUGGUGGGUCUGAUGGCCAUGAUGCCGGACGACCCUGAGCAUCCCGACGUUUUCCUCCUGACCGACUCUGAGCACGGCAACUCUUACAAGUACCAGGCAGGCAACAGGAUGAACGCGCUUCUUUGGUUCAAACACCUGAGUACAGCGUGUCAGAGCAACAAGCAGCAGGUGCCAGCUAAUCUGAUGUCCUUUGAGUGACCGACACGAGAGGAGACACAGAUGGUCGGACGGAAAGCAAACAGGAAAACCAAACAGAGAAGAGAGAGAGCAAAGGAGAGCAGAGGAAAAGAAAAGAGGAAAGGAGAGAAGAGAAGAAGAGUAGAGACUCAACAGUACUGGGAGCUCACCACUGCCAUGAGCCCACCCCUUAGCCUCACUGCUACCCACCUGAACCCCACCUGCCACCAUUGCCUUAAAGAGCGUGUGUGUGUGUGUGUCUGAGCGGGAGAGAGUGUGUGCGUGCAUGCGUGUGUGUGUGUGUGCGUGUGUGAGUGUGUGAGAGCAGCACAGUUGCAGUGCCCCUCACUUGAGACUGCAGCAGGCCUAUUGACGGGGGACCCUGGGCUGUCUCUUCCUCCUCCUGCUCUCUCUCUCUCUCUCUCUCUCUCUCUCUCUUUUUCUCUCACUUUUCCCCUAUCCACCUAUUUUAUCUUUUAUACACUUUGCUCUGGACCUACAAACCAGCACCACCACCCCAGAACUCAUAGAGCCAGAGCCACCUCACCUCCCCUCCCCUCCCAAACAACAAGACACAGGAAAUGAACGAGACGACGUGAGGAGAGGAGGAUGCCUUAUGUGGAUCCUUUGGGGACUAACGCAUGUCUGUUGGGGCCCGCACGAGAUCCUCCUGGGUGUCCUGGUCCUCUCCUCUUUGGUGACUUUGUUUUUUUGCUGUCGCAUUAAUUCUUUACGCUUUGUGUGUUGGUUAUGGACUGUGUGUGUGUGUAAAAAGUGUUGGUUAUUGGCUGUAAUUUUGUGUGUGUGUGUGUUUCUUAGUGUGUGCACACCUCUUACUCCAAAAUGGCUGGGGCACUCCUCCAUCAGCCUCUUGACAAAGCAGAUUUUUAGACUAUAAAGUGAAGUUUGUUUGAUUUCACCCUCUUUUCCACUUGACCGCACUCUAAACAGCGUUCAUCCAUAACCACACACACACACCACAAAACACUGAUUGUCUUUUCACACACUUGACUUGGGCUCAAAGAAGCAUGACACAAGAUUUUCCACACUUGUGUUUCAUCCAAGCAAGUAGACGUUAUACACUUGUUAAAAAAGUGAUUGCGACACAGAAAUGUAAAAAGGGCUCCAGCAACUAAUGAAUACCAGAUGAAAAACUACAAUUCCCAGAGGCCUCUGAAAGAUUAUUUCCCCCUCAUUUCCCCCUCAUGUCUCCUUGGCGAGCUCACCUGCAGAUCUGAAGAGCUAGAUGGCCAGAUUGUGAAAUGGAGGUGGUGAGGGGGGGUGUUAAAGGUCACUGAAGUUCAAGUGAUGAAAAGGUUUCCUUAUCAGUUUUUCUUUCUUUCUUCUUUCUUGCUAUGUCUUUCGUUCUUUUUUCGUGGCUGAGGUAUUCAAACCCAGCUGGCGUGAUAUGGAGGUGGUCUCCCAAUGUCUCAGUGAUAGCCGCUGGGAACGUCACCUUUUCAGAGGGAGAGAUAAUGCGAGUGGCCGUUUCCUGUAAAUGGCUGCACGUUUCUCUUGUUUGAGGGUGAAAGAAGAAAGUAGUCACGUCCGUAGAAAAUCCCUCCUGUCCCCAUCUGCCGAGACUGUACUGUCAGUGAGUUUGUUUGUUUGUUUGUUUGUGUGUGUGUGUGUGUUUGUAUAUACACUUACGUAUGUGUGGAAGGGUAUUGACACCAACCUUCCCACAAAGGUGUGAAAAACCUAAGAGAAGGAAGUCACCAAAGUCGAUAUGAGAGCGUGUAUAGUUCUUUUUCUUUUUUUUCCCAUUUCUGAGCUUCCUCCUUUUAGGUAUUGGUCUGCAACACAGCUGAAAUGCAAAGCUAUCAUGGAGCCAUUUGUUAUCUGUUUUUAGUUCUUUUUAAUUGUUUAGUUCCUUUUUUAAAAUACUGUCUUAGUUUUCAAUCUGAUUUUGGAGGGUGGUGUACAGUAUUACAGUGUAGACCAAGUUGCACAUGUCUAGGUUGUUUUAAUUGUCUGUUACUUUUUUAUGUUACAUUUCAGUCAAUGUCCUCCUGUUUUGUUUUUGCGUUUUAUUUCGUUUUUUAUCUUUUUUUUGUGGUCAUUUUUAUUUGUGAUGAAUGACUUCCCGUGUGUCCUCCAUGGAAAGUCUGUGUUCUGUAAAGCAACACGUUGUGUUGUCCUGUUGCGUUAAGACGGGCCUGGACAAUGUCCUGUUGCAUUAAGACGGGCCUGGCCAAUGGUUCAGCAGGGAUUUCCUAUGAGCUUGGAGGAGCUGUAGGAGUGUGUAAGUGUCAUAUAAUUGUCAUAUUAAUUUAACAGGAGACUAACCCAAUAACGUGUUGUGUAUUACAAUCCAACUCUGACUCUAGAACCUGCUUAACCACACUUUGAUGUGCAAAUCUUUUCCUUGCCAGACAUUGCAGAUUUUGUGUGUGUGUGUUAUGCAUAUGCCCGUGUGUGCCAGUGUACAGACAUAACAGCUCUUUUCUCCGACUGCUGGUGGGAGAGAGUCAGGUGUAGGUCAGCAUUACCGAAACCCCCUCCAAUGGAAUGAGGGUGUGGGCAGUGGGUGGUCACCUGUUUCCCCUCUAUUGGUUUGUCUCUUCCAAACUUGAGAAAAUCCCUGGGAGUUUUCAUGCAUGCCCUCCAUAGCAUUUUGGCACCAUUUCAGAGAAUCUUUUUGUCUUUUUUCCCUAUUCCUGGCACGUAGUCCAUCCCCACAUUCCUGACUUCGGAGAAUUGCUAUUGCUGCAGUGGACCAGUCCAUUAGUGAAGGAAAGAGACUAAUUUGUGCCAUGUAUGACUGUGUCUGCUGAGCACUUCACCUUCUACAAGCCUCAGCUGCGGUUUAGUUCGACCUGUUAAAUCCUUUGCUAGCAAUUAUGCCAUCAUCUAUCUGACCCCACACAUUCAUUUCACUGCUCCAGCUUUUGUUUCCUUCAAAGUACAUUUGCAGGUUUUCUAAGGUUAUUAUUUUGAAGACAUUUAAUUUUCCUGGAGAAAUGUGCAUACGUUUCAUUGGUUAUAGGAGCGGUUAAGCAAGGUAUGCUGACAAAGUGCAGCAGUGAAUGAUCUUGUUUUAAUGGUCGACUGCAGCAAAUGUGCCGUUGGUGAUGGUUGAUGGAGUUUGUAUCUGAUGGAUCCCUAGGGAUCAAUUAUUCAGAGCAGACAGAAAUGUCAGAUUGUGAAGGUUAAAUGGAGAGGAAGUAGUCAUCUCUUCCGGAACGAGACCUCCCUUGUAAUGAUGGAUCUGAUUUGAAAACGGAUGUUAAUCGACCACAAAUACUUUCGGUCCUCUCUUGAGUGGUCUUUUCUAAGGUUAGCAUUAUGUGCAUGUGUCUGGCAUUAUGUAUGUAGUUCUGUAAUUAUACUUUCAUAAGUACCACUCUCUCAAGAAACCCAAACCCAAAUACACCAGAAAGCAACUGUCCCCAUGUUAGAUAUCAGCGGGAAAGCCACACACUGGUUUUACCCGCUCUGACCAACUGAGGUCCCUAGUGAAGCGGACUUAGGAACAGAUGAGCGGAGGUUUUUGUGAUGGUGAUCAGACUCAUUAGAGUGUGUUGUGGGUGUGGGAGAUGGAAAGAGUGUUUGCGUAGCGAAAGCCAGCCACUUUCAGACAGGCCCCUUCACUUAUCUGAUAUGAUUUGCGGUGUUUAAAAGGCUCUUGACCUUUUCUGCAAAUGACAAACAGUGAUUGCAUCACCAGCCUUUGACCCAUUUUGUCAUCUCCUCGCUCUCUCUCUCUUCUCACACACUCACUCACUCUCACUCUCCACUUCUCAUCUAUUCUGUUGCAUCUAUCAGGCUGUGACUAGUUUGAACAAGAAAGACAUUUCAGGGGAAAAUGAACAAAACCUAGUGAGAGAGUGAGAGAUCUGAACAGUCAUGAGGAGCAGUUCUACAAAAGAGAACUGGCCUGAAUACUGUGAAUGCUUUACUCAGGAGCUGCUGAUCUAUUCAUGCCUGUCCUUCCUCCCCAACCACACCACUCUGUGGGCUCUUCAGUACUGUGCCAGUGUAGACCACCUACAGGAAGCAUACUGAUGACCCCCCCACCCCCCCCUUUUGCUCUUGUGUUGAAUGUUUACACGAUUACACAAGCAUCUAUGGUAUGCGUAGGUAAGGCAGUGUGCCGCAUUCUUGCGGUAGAGCACAGCUAACGUGAAACGGUAAGCAGUCGUGACGUGUGCCCUUAGGACAACAAAUUAGUGUACAAUCGCACCAAGCAAACAGUGGUUUUAUUGGGUUAACUAGUUGUCUGCAUCAGGUCAAGUGAUGUCUGUGCAUUAUAUGGAACACAGUUGUUACGUAUACAGUAAAACACGCAAAGAUUUCCCUUUGACAGAAGGGGUUUUUUUUUUCUGUUAAAGUGGAUGGGUUGUGUUUUGUUUUUGGGGUGGUUUUGUGGGUCAAGGGAGUUCCUUUCUUUUUUUUUCUCUCUCUAAGUGGAGCCCUUACUCUUGUUUGAAGGUAAUGCCCUGGGGCUGUGGGGCUGACUAAUGCAUUACUGUAUGUGAGAGUGUGUUCGAGGCAGAGCAGUUCAUUUGGCACAAUGCCUAGAAAGCAACUCAUGAGGCAGAGGAUGCAAGAUGAUGCAGGAUGCCAUGUGAUUCCCGUGCAUCUCUUGAAACACUCCCACCCAUUUCACAUACACACACACAGCCCCCUUUAUCCCUGAGUCUCGACAACCCAUCCCACCCCUCCCAGACACAUGCACAAAAUCACCUCACUACCCAUCUAAAAGUCCCCUGUACCCUAGCCAGCACGAUGACCUCAAACCUGAGUGAUGUGCUCCGGGGCCUCUGAAGAAAGUUGACCCAAAUAAAUACUUCUAUUCAUUUUUUACCUUGUUUAUUUUUUUGUUAUUCACCUUUGUUCUGCAAUAUUGUGAACAGCGCUUAAAGGCUGCGUUGACUGGGGUGAUGUGAAUGACUUGUGGGUGAAUGUGAGCACUUAGUGGGUGAUGUUUGCAUUGAGAGUGUUUGUGUGUGUUUGCGCAUAAGCUAGUGUAAAAACACUUUAGGUACUGGUUUAAUUAUACUCAUUUUGAUUCCUCCUUUUAAAAAUAAAACUACUUGAAUUA
Molecule: messenger RNA, 8139 nt
Organism: Alosa alosa (allis shad)
Lineage: Eukaryota; Metazoa; Chordata; Actinopteri; Clupeiformes; Clupeidae
Gene: ralgps2
Product: Ral GEF with PH domain and SH3 binding motif 2
Exons: 20
Coding region: 1434-3113 (559 amino acids)
Biological process (GO): positive regulation of GTPase activity; Ras protein signal transduction
Cellular component (GO): plasma membrane
Molecular function (GO): guanyl-nucleotide exchange factor activity
Source: RefSeq, a predicted model, not a curated record